AUGAAAACUUCUGAGAAAUUCCAAGAGUUCCUCUCGAAUUUCCGUUACCUUGCAGGCGUUGCGCAGAUCCCUGAAUCGCAGCUGAAAUCUGACCUUUGGAGAAAACUUACACCCACUUUACGACUGAUGACCCAAUACAAACGGGAGAAGGUUUCAGUUGGCUUCGCAGCUUUUGCUACCCAUUGCAGUGCCCAGUAUGACUUGAGCACUACUCACGAGAAACUCAAAAGCUCGUUCCGCAGCAACAACCCUACCAAGGAUUCAAACAACAAAGGAUCGACUGCUGUGGCCAAGACUGCAAACUCAGACUCAACCCAGGUCAAACUCUCGCCUGAGGAACGGGAGAAGCUACGAAAAUCUGGCUCUUGCUACAGUUGCAAACAACCAGGCCACAUGGCGAGCACUUGUCCUUUGAAGAAGACGCAGCUCGUUGUCAAUACUUAG
Molecule: messenger RNA, 444 nt
Organism: Penicillium verhagenii
Lineage: Eukaryota; Fungi; Ascomycota; Eurotiomycetes; Eurotiales; Aspergillaceae
Exons: 1
Coding region: 1-444 (147 amino acids)
Molecular function (GO): zinc ion binding; nucleic acid binding
Source: RefSeq, a predicted model, not a curated record